This is a messenger RNA of Coffea eugenioides, 1371 nucleotides long. RefSeq names its product protein CHAPERONE-LIKE PROTEIN OF POR1, chloroplastic. NCBI's taxonomy places the organism in Eukaryota, Viridiplantae, Streptophyta, Magnoliopsida, Gentianales, Rubiaceae. The record is from RefSeq and is a predicted model, not a curated record. The transcript is spliced from 5 exons. Gene Ontology annotation, cellular component: chloroplast membrane. The coding region runs from base 236 to 1078 and encodes 280 amino acids.
CUCCUCCUCGUUUUCCUAUCCGUUGCUCGAACUUAAAAACAACCGGCGGGCUGUCCCUCUCCUGAACUAACUGAUAAUUAACGUUGUCAUCAUCAUGAUCUCUACUACUUAGUACUUCUAUUAUCUGAACCAAAAGUUAACUACCAUUUCUCUACUCUAUUGCUACCAGACUUUCAUUUACGCAGGACAUAUUAAACGCAGGAUAGUUAUUUGAGAGAGCUAUCAGGGCAUCUAAAUGAUGACACUGUCUGGAUUAACUGGUUGCCCCUUGAGAUAUAAGCUUCAGAUACCUGCCCGCAGUCCAGUGCAUCGAGAACGAGCUUCAUUGUCUUCCCCUGUUCAAUCUGUGGAAUUUUUCUGUAAGCAAAGAGGUAGUAGUAACUGGGCUACUUCCACACAGAGAUGUGGGCUACAAAGAAUUCCUUUAGUGAGGUGUACAAUGGAUGCUUCAUCCUAUGGUGAUGCAGCCAAUGGUUCUAGUGCUAUCUUUCCCAGAAUCAAUGUUAGGGAUCCAUACAAACUACUUGGAAUCAGUAGGGAAGCUUCUGCAGAUGAAAUUCAAAGUGCAAGGAUCUUCCUAAUACAGAGAUAUGGUGACCAUAAGCCAAGUGUGGAUGCAAUUGAAUCAGCCCAUAACAAGAUAAUUAUGCAAAAGUUUAAUGAAAGGAAGAACCCAAAACUCAACAUUAAGAAAAAGUUUAGGGAGAUAACUCAAUCUCGGUAUGUGCAGGCUGUGACAAGCAGGUUCCGAACUCCUCCCACAAGUCUCAUCAUUAAGACUUCAAUCACAUUUGUACUUCUUGGAGUUCUUACGGUGCUCUUUCCUACCGAAGAAGGUCCGACAGUUCAGGUUGCUCUUUCCCUAAUCAUUACCAUGUAUCUCAUAUAUGAUCGGCUGAAGAGCAAACUUUGGGCUUUUGCUUAUGGGGCUGGAACUUUUGUUCUCUCCUGGUUUGUGGGGACAUUCUUGAUGGUUUCUGUGAUCCCACCUAUAUUCAAAGGACUAAGAAGUUUGGAAGUGACGACUUCAUUGAUAAGCUAUGUCUUCCUAUGGAUUGCUUCUACUUACCUUAGAUAGCGCUGACUUUGAAACAACUUCACAAUUUUGUCAGGGAAAAAGUAUCUUAGUUUUUUAUGUGAUUCUUUGGUUUGGAUUUUAAAAUAUACUAGUUCCAUUUAGUGAAUGAGUAGAGAAUGGAAAAUUUCUUGCUUGUUGAAUUCUGAAACACUUGUAAUUCUUCACUUACCACCACUUCUUGAUUGAUGAGCGCCAAGCAGUUAUGAGAUCAUUUCUGCUGUUGAAAUUCUUGAUCCCGUAACAAUGCAGUCAAUGGUUUAGAUUUAUCAAGAAAUUGGAUUGAUGCAGCUUAA